GGGAACUUAACCUCUUCACCGCUACGAUCUCAUCGGAUCGGGAGGCGUCACGAAAAUAUCGUGAAUUAGUGGGAACUUAGAUCCGAGCUAGUUUGAUCGUACAUUAAUCUGUCUUGCGUAAUGAACCGACUUAUCCAUUAAUAAUAACGAUAAGAUUACUCCCGUUUAGUCCGGUUGCGCUGUAACGUAGGCGAAACAGCGCGUAACGAUGCCUCGGGUCGUGCUGAGGACGAGCGUAGGCUACAUACGGGCUAGAUCGUUCGUACGUUAGUUCCUCGGCUAUCAAAGCGGCCCACGGUCACGCGGUGAAGUGUACACGUUCUCCAAACCCGUCGGUUCCGUUGCACUACUAACUGGUAGCCAGCUCAUUCCCCGAUUAACGCCGCCGUAGUGUUGCCAGCCGACGAUCGAAAUAUGGGCGCAGCUUCGAACGCGACAUACUUAGGGCUUGAUCUCAGCACGCAGCAGUUGAAAGCGGUGGUGGUUGAUAAUGAUCUCAGCGUUCUCUGCGAAACCAGCGUGCAAUUCGACAAUGAUCUGCCGGAGUUUAGAACAUAUGGCGGGGUUAUUCAAAAGAAAGAUGAGCCACACGUGGUGGUCACUCCCACGUUGAUGUGGGUUAAGGCUUUGGACAUGAUCCUUGAUAAAUUACGCGUCUGUGGCGUUGAUUUUAGCAAAGUGGCCGCUAUUUCCGGAUGCGCACAGCAACAUGGCACGGUUUACUGGGGCAAGGGCAGUCGAAAUCACUUGCGGCAACUGGAUCCGGCGAAAUUCUUGCACGGGCAACUCGUCACAUCAUUCUCAGUGACGCCGUCACCUGUGUGGAUAGAUUCCAGUACCACUAAGGAAUGUCACAUUUUGGAGGAGAUCGUGGGUGGUCCUCAGAAAUUAACGGAGAUAACGGGAUCUCGGGCGUACGAGAGAUUCUCAGGACCUCAAAUAGCAAAAAUAGCACGCAGGAGGCCCGAAGCCUACAGCAACACUGAGAGAAUCUCUUUGAUUAGUAGCUUUCUCGCAUCCUUGUUUCUGGGCGAUUUUGCGCCCAUUGAUUGGUCCGAUGGAUCUGGAAUGAAUUUAUUGAACAUCCACACAAAAGAUUGGGACGAUGUACUUUUGGAGGCCUGCGGACCUGACUUAAGGGAAAAACUCGGAAAACCUGUUCCCACUUGUAACGACAUUGGGCCGAUUUCGUCCUAUUUCGUAGAACGAUUUGGCUUCGACGAGGCAUGUAGAAUAAUUGGCUUCACAGGCGACAAUUCUGGUUCCCUAAUAGGAAUGAGAUUGAAGGAUGGAGAUAUCGCUUGUAGCUUAGGAACGAGUGAUACUCUAUUUUUAUGGUUAAACAAGCCAAAAGCUGCUUUGGAGGGUCACGUGUUCUGUAAUCCUCUCGAUGAAAAUGCUUAUAUGGCGCUAUUAUGUUUUAAGAAUGGAUCUCUGACGCGUGAAAGAAUUCGCGAUAGCGCAGCACAAGGAUGUUGGCAAAUUUUUAAUGAACUAUUGGAGAGUACUCCGCGCGGUAAUUUUGGGAAUUUAGCUCUAUAUUUCGACGCACAAGAAAUUUUGCCUUUCAUCAUCGGUGACCAUAGAUUCAAUAAAGCCAAUGAUGAAAUAUCACGAUACAGCUCGAAAGAGGUCGAAGUUAGAGCCCUAAUCGAGGGACAAUUCGUCGCAAAAAGAGCACAUGCGGAGGACUUUGGUUUUGUUAUCGGUCCUGACACCCGCAUCAUUGCGACAGGGGGUGCCUCCACAAACAAGGCAAUAUUGCAAGUACUCUCUGACGUUUUCAAUUCACCAGUGUACACAUCGGAAAUGGCUAAUUCAGCUAUGAUGGGUGCAGCUUACCUAGCAAAGUACGCUUUAUUUCGAAACGAAUGCACUUUCGAUGAAAUAACACGCUGCUUGCCUGAGCCGAGACUCGUAUGUCGUCCUUAUGAUGAUGCAGAUUCAAUAUAUAGAUCUAUGGUUCUCCGUUAUCGAAAGAUAGUGGAGCAAAUUACAAAGAAAGCAAGUACAAAUUAAUGUAUGUAAAUUCUAUACAUACGCCGCAAGAAAAGUGGUUAUUCUAACGAGGCCUUCACAUUGCAUAAUAUACAGUAGGAAAUAGGAAAUCGAUUAUGUAUUUAAUUAUAAUCUGGUGCGUGAUAAAUUUUUUACGGCGUUUUUUAAACGAAUUUUAGAAGCUUGCUUUUUAUAAUGAAAAAUAUUGAAGUUUCAAUGAAUUUUAUGAAUCUGAACAAUGAUAUUAGAAGUAUAAGUAAAAUUGUUAGGAAUAUCUUUUCUUGAAAACACGAAAAAAUGGUUUUAAUGAGAAGUUGCUAAAGACACUUGGGGUAGAGGUAUACACUAUAAAUAUAUGAAGAUUAUGUUUUGCAACAACUCUUUUAAUAUUUCAUUGCAUCUUCUAAUUAGCUAUAAAUUGCUGAUGCCUUAUGGAUAAAAGUACAAGAUAAAACUAAGUGCAAUUUUUUAAAUGAAAGUUGAACUUACGGGAAACUACUUUUAUAUAUUUAUAUUUAUGAAUUUUAUUAUAUUCCAUUAAUUUAUUAAACCGUAAUUUAUUACAACUGUAGGCUAUGGUGAAGAAUAAUAAAAACUUAAAUUAGUUUA
Molecule: messenger RNA, 2607 nt
Organism: Nomia melanderi (Alkali bee)
Lineage: Eukaryota; Metazoa; Arthropoda; Insecta; Hymenoptera; Halictidae
Product: xylulose kinase
Biological process (GO): D-xylose metabolic process; xylulose metabolic process; phosphorylation
Cellular component (GO): cytosol
Molecular function (GO): D-xylulokinase activity
Source: RefSeq, a predicted model, not a curated record